AUGACUACUGAAGAGAUGACGCUCGCAGAGAUGAAAGCGGCCUACGAGAAGGCCCAAGCAGAGUUGGCCCAAGAAAGGGCCUCCAUUGAAAACCUCCAGAAGGAGCUCGAAUCCGUGAAAAGUAACAAGUAUCAAUCGCGUUACAAGCUAGGUGCAAAACCGAAGAAGUUGAUAUUCGAGAUGACUGGCGACUCUGAAGACUUGUCCGACGGCGAGGAGCCACAUGAGGAAAAGGAUGAAGCAAUACCGGACCCCGUCACCAAGCGCCUAAAUAAGAUGGAAAAUCACAUGAAGAAGCGAUGCUCGUUGAUGAUGAAGCUGAUGACCAAACUGCCGGGGGCACCCACGCCCGUGGAGACCGAGCCGACCGACGGGUAUGCAGCAUCGCCGUUCUGUGAAGCGAUCGCUAGGGUGACGGUACCACACCAGCUCCGACUCCCUACCUGGACCACCUUGUAUGACGGAACGUCUGAUCCAUACAGACAUGUCAACUUCUACACGCAGCGAAUGUGGCAGAUCGGCAUCCCCUACGACCUGGUCGAGCCCGUCAUGUGCAAAUCCUUCGGAAGAACCCUCGACGGAGCAGCCCUGGAAUGGCUCAUGAACAUAACACCUGGAUCUAUCUUCUGCCUGUCCGACCUCAUCAACGCCUUCUACCAACAAUUCGCCAGCAGUCGCCAGUUGGAGAAACAAACAAGUGACCUCUAUCGGUUGGUCCAAGGACCUACCGAGUCGGUACGCGAUUAUUUUAACCGUUUUAAUUGUGAAAAAAUUAGCAUAAAAAACUGUGAUGUCAGGACAGCCAUCGAAGCAUUCAAGAGAGGUCUCGUCCCCAACUCAGAGCUGUACCGGGAACUAAACAAAUAUCCCUGUGCAAACUUCGAAGAAGUCAGAUCGAGGGCCACUGCCCAGAUGCGGAUUGAAGACGACGAGAUUACACGAAUGGUUUCUCAGCGACCAGCAGGGGGCAGCAGCGACAGGAGGUCGUACACCCCAAGGAACAACGGCUGGAGACACCAACCAUACAACCGCCAGGGUCAGGUACAAAAUGUCAAUCAAUAUGAUGAUACUAACAGUGUUUACAGGAAUGAACGGGUCGUUUAUCCCCCCAUCUCCGAGUAUGGCUUCAACGUCGACAUCGGAGGCGUGGUAAACGCCCUUCAAAGUGUAGGUGGUACCGUCAGAUGGCCGAAGAAGAGUGACAGACCAGACUCUACGAAGGACAUGAGCAGGGGCGAAUCUGAAGCCGUCAAAGAGGGGCAGACCGAAGACGAAGUAGCACUCGACAAGUCAUUAGCGGCGAUGAUAAUAACCUUCGACGACUCAGAUUCAACCGACAUAAUACAGGAACAUCAUGACGGGCUAGUCAUAUCGCUCCCAAUAGGCAACGCUCUCAUCAAAAGGAUAUUGAUCGACAACGGCAGUUCAGCAAACGUAUUGUUCCUAGAGGCUCUGCAGGAAAUGGGACUAGACGAAAAGAGUAUAAUCAGAAGGUUGACAGUCCUAGUAGGAUUCAGUGGAGAAUCGCUACGAACAGUAGGAGAGAUAUCGCUGCCUACGUACGCAGAAGGUGUUAAUGUGAUGACCAAGUUCAACGUCGUCGACUGCCCAUCAGCAUACAACGUCAUUUUGGGACGACCAUGGAUCCACAAAAUGAAGGCGGUGCCGUCGACAUACCACCAGUCAAUCAAGUUCCCAACCAAAUGGGGAGUCAUGGAAAUCAAAGGACAGCAAAGGGACGCAAAGAAAUGUUAUGAAAUGGCGCUGAAACCAUCAAAGUCAUCCAUCUAG
Molecule: messenger RNA, 1791 nt
Organism: Spinacia oleracea (spinach)
Lineage: Eukaryota; Viridiplantae; Streptophyta; Magnoliopsida; Caryophyllales; Amaranthaceae
Exons: 2
Coding region: 1-1791 (596 amino acids)
Source: RefSeq, a predicted model, not a curated record